This is a messenger RNA of Vitis riparia (riverbank grape), 945 nucleotides long. RefSeq lists its product as uncharacterized. The record is from RefSeq and is a predicted model, not a curated record. The transcript has 2 exons. The coding region runs from base 1 to 945 and encodes 314 amino acids. Lineage: Eukaryota; Viridiplantae; Streptophyta; Magnoliopsida; Vitales; Vitaceae.
AUGGCCACGGAACAACCUGGAGGAUCAUAUACAUGGCGCCAAGGGCUAUUACUAUACAAAGAAAGGGUCAUUGUUCCGAACGUUGCCGCCUUACGGGCCAAACUGUUACACGAAAUGCAUGACACCAAGGUGGGGGGUCAUUCGGGCGUCCUACGUACGUUCAAGAAGUUGGGGCAACAGUUCUAUUGGCCUGGAAUGCAUAGAUCAGUGCAAGACUACGUCAAGGGAUGGAUGACCCCUUUUCAGGCACUGUAUGGAAGAUUGCCGACCCCCAUUCCGCCGUACAAAGACGGACUUUCACCGGUCCAUGAAGUGGAUCAGCAACUCCUAAAUCGAGAUGAACUGUUACGGCAACUAAAGGUCAACUUAGAACGAUCGAUGAACAGAAUGAAACAGAUGGAAAAUAAGAAGAGAAGAGACAUUUCGUUCGAGGUCGGCGAACAUGUACUUUUGAAGUUACACCCAUACCGCCAGCAAACGGUCUUCAAACGGGUCCAUCAGAAACUAGCUAGCCGUUUUUAUGGACCCUACCAGAUUUUAGAAAAGAUCGGACCAGUCGCAUACAAAUUACAGCUCCCCGCAGAGGCACGCGUUCACCCGGUGUUCCACGUGUCACUACUUAAGCGAUACCAGGACAACGGGGGACUUGCUGAGACCCAGCCAACCGAGAUCCCACCUUUCACCGACGACGGAGUGGUUAUCUUAGAGCCUCAAGCUAUUUUAGACUACUGCUGGAUCAAACAAGGAACCCAACUUGUCGAAGAAGGCUUGGUGCGCUGGAAGCAUCUUCCAGUAGAGGAAGCAACGUGGGAACCAACAAACACGCUCCAGGAGAUGUUCCCAAAUCUGGACCUUGAGGACAAGGAUCCACUUGAUGGGGAAGGUAUUGAUAGGCCAAGGCAUUCUGUAAGGAGCUAUAAGCCGAAUCCCAAGUAUUUGGGAUGA